CCGGGCACCAUGCCACAAAUUUUCUUGCAUUCGCAUUCAGCUCGCAAGUACAUAUCCAGCACGGAAAAGAUCAUAUUAUUAAUCAUUUAAAUCAUAUUCAAGAGCUACAGCUUUGGAAGAUCUAAAACUCCGUCCGUGGGCUAGUAGGUAGCAAAGGCAGAGAAGCUGUUGGAACGCUUGGUUAAUCGAUAUCGACAGAAUAGGAACCGAACGAGACUGAACCGGUACUAGUGCUUGUUAAUAGAAGAAACAUAAGCGAUGAGUUCAGCACGGCAGGUGAAUGACUCUUAUGCAUCGGAGGAUUUCAUACCAUUUGAACGACGACAACAGUCCCAUUCGUCGCCGGAUUUCAUACCAUUCCAACUAGAACAGCAGCCCCAUUCAUCACGGGACUGCAAACCAAACCAACGGCAGCAGCAGCCCCAAACAUCACAGGAACUCGUACCAGCCAAACGACAGCAGCAGCCCCAAACAUCGCGCCAUCCUACUCCAGCGGAUGAUCCUGGCAACGAGAAAUACUACAGCAUAACCGGGCCCCGCUUUUCCAACCGAAUGGUGCUGUACAUGGCCAAAUUUCUGCGCGGUCUGGUAGGGGAAAAGAAGAGCAUACGCUGUGUGCUGGCCGAAUAUGAGACGACCGACAGCAGUCAGCGCAAGGCGCGGGAAGCUUUACGCCGUCAGCUCAACACACUGCUGCUCGGCGUGUACGGGUUGCGCGAGGGCCGUACGCACCUGAACUAUCUGCGCCAUGAGAUGGACCUGUGCAUGAACGCCGAUCCCUGGAAGCAGGAAUUGCCACCCGAACGGCGGAACAAGAUCGACGAAGCGAUACGGUACCUGUUUACCGCGUACGACCACGGCGACUAUCAGACGCUUUGGAAGGAAUAUGAGCAACGGUGUAAGGCGAAUGAGCUGCAACGGCUAACCUACUACGAUCUGGGCAUACCACGCAUGAUCUUCAAACCGAAGCCGGACAAGAAUGGGAAGCAAAAGAAGAAACACAAGAAGUUGAACAACGUUGAUUCAAAUUAUACCAAAGGCAAGAAGAAGGAGCGCCGGCGAAAGGGUCGCAAAGGAAAGGGCGACUAUUCUGAUGAUGCUGGCAACAUGUGAUAAUCGUACUAAUGCUCCUAACUAUAAAUAUAUGUUAAAUAUAAGCGCAUUACUGAAAAAAAUACCCCAAAUUGCAUGUCUUUCUGUAAAGUAUGAUGAUCACGGUCGAUUUCAUCAUUCUAUUCCCCACCGAUGGU
Molecule: messenger RNA, 1250 nt
Organism: Anopheles gambiae (African malaria mosquito)
Lineage: Eukaryota; Metazoa; Arthropoda; Insecta; Diptera; Culicidae
Exons: 1
Coding region: 259-1113 (284 amino acids)
Source: RefSeq, a predicted model, not a curated record